AGAGAGAGAGAGGGAGAGAGAGAGCGCAAAUUCCUCUUGGAGGCACAAAUGGAGGUCGGAAAAUUGGUCGUGGAGAAGGUCUUCGGGAAGUCAACCCUAACCCGCUGCUUCUCUAAAUACCCAUUGAAAUUCAUUAGCCCUAACAAGGUGGGCCCUUCCCAAAUUACCGACGCAGUGUGGAUUUACACCAUCACCUAUGGCGGAGGCAUCGUCUCUGGGGACUCCAUAGCUUUUGAAGUUACUGUGGGUGAUGGCUGUACUGCUGUUUUAACCACUCAAUCUUCCACAAAGGUUUACAAGUCUGUUGGGUCGAAAUGUAGCCAACAAAAGUUGGAGGCUAGCAUUGGACGCGACUCACUUCUGGUCCUCAUUCCAGAUCCCGUAACAUGCUUUUCCACGGCAAGAUAUUCACAAGCACAAAUCUUCAAACUUGUGCCUGAUUCGAACUUGCUUUUUGUGGACUGGAUAACCAGUGGCCGCCAUGAAUCAGGCGAGAAAUGGGCCUUUUCUCAUUACAAGAGCAGUAACAGCAUUCUUUUACCGGGCAACGAACCUGUAUUUCUUGACACGAUACUUUUAGAGCAAGGGAGUCAAAGCAGUAUUUCUAGCUGGCUUCAAGACUACCAAGCAAUAGCUAUGAUUGUUCUUUUCGGGCCAAAGUUGAAGAAUAUUCAGAAUCUAAUCCAGGAAAAUGUGAAGAAAUUAAUGUCCCAACAACUUCAUCUUCCUUCAAUUAACUCACGGCAUGACUUGUCGAAACCGAGUUUUCUUGUUUCAUGCAACACGUUUGGCCCGAAGGGAAUAGGAGUUGUGGUCCGAGUAGCAUCCAUGACAACCGAAUCUGUGUACAAUUUCCUGCAGCAGCAAUUGGCUAGCUUCGAGCCCUUGCUUGGAGCUGCACCAUAUCGCUAGAAUGGAAUCGAGCUCAAGUUAAGAUGGAAUUUUUUUAAUUUUUUUUUUCAUUUUAUUUUCUGCUGUUAAAAGUGUCGUCAUCGAACACAUUAUCAUGUUGGUAGCAUAUUUUGAUUCUUCUUUUGUGGUACUACUUUCCAUAAACAUGAAAUAUCGCGAAUAAUUUCCUUUGUUAUGCCUUGUUCGUGGGAAAAUAUGCAGUGACCCGUGUUUGAAUGUAUCGUCUAUGGUACGGUCGUGUAGUUUAUGUGAGAUUUGAGUUCAAUUCUCUAUAUGAAUUGUAAGAUUCUGUAAAAUGAAGUUUAGAACCAUGAAAGUAUUUAUCAGAAGAGAUUUUUUUUUUUUU
This is a messenger RNA of Striga asiatica, 1258 nucleotides long. Lineage: Eukaryota; Viridiplantae; Streptophyta; Magnoliopsida; Lamiales; Orobanchaceae. The record is from the annotation of a GenBank genome assembly.